CCAGGGAUGAAGACGCAUUCCGCCCGCCUGUUAGCCGGAGUAGCCUGGCAUGAAGGCCUGGCUAUGCUCGGCGGUGGACGGCGUAAUACUGACGGGGGGUGGGGUGCAUUGCUGCACGGCCAACUUGCACACUGAGGGUGAAAGUACGGUCGCGCCGUUGCCCAGGUGUGUUGCUUCAUCGAAAUCUAGCUUCGAACCCGCUAGCUGUGCCCGCACGAGUCAUCUCCAAAUCUAGCACAGUUUGGGGGGACGUUCUUCGGUGUCACGCAAUGUGUCCGACGUGGCCUAAAAUUACGGCCGCACCUAGGUGACGAAUUCUAGUGACAUUCUGCUAUUGGCCACCGAAGUCUAAAUGCUAUCACUUGCGCACGGAGCCACAACUAUUUGAACUCGCUUUACUACUCUGGGAGUUGGCCUGGCCCUCGGAGUGCGUUCACGGGACUAUCAUCGCGUUGACCUAAGCACAGCUUUAUUAUUGAAAAACGCUUGCUGGCAUUGACCUUGAUCUCGGAGGAGCUGCCGCAAAUGCAGUUGGCGAUAUUGGAUGCCCGCCUUCGCAGUGGGUUGGCUGCACGGCCCGGCAACUCAAAUCGCAUGUGUGCUUUACCAAAGGGCCCACUGGCCUCUCGGCCGGCCCGUCGCGGCGUUGUUGUCCGAGCCGAUUUCCAGUCGGCAUCGCCAACUGUAUCUAAGCCGCGCUCUGGCUCAGACAGUGACAGCGAAGAGGCUUCCACUGGAUGGGAGCGGCAGAACGCGUUCUGGCAAGCGCCCCGCGGCUACAAGAAAGCCGUCAUGUUGCAGGGCUUUGCCUGGGACAGCUGCUUCAAAAACGCCUGGUACAACACCGUGGCCAGCAAGGUAGACGCCAUCAAGGCGGUGGGAGUGACGCACGUUUGGUUGCCGCCGCCGUCCCAGAGCGUGGCGCCGCAGGGCUACCUGCCCGGCCAGCUGUACAACCUGAACUCCAAGUACGGCACCAAGGAGCAGCUGGUGCGGCUGACACAGGCGCUUAGGGCGGCGGGCAUCAAGCCCAUCGCCGACAUCGUUAUCAACCACCGGUGUGCUGACGAGCAGGAGGGCGGCGUGUGGAACCGCUUCCGUGACGAUGUCGACCACAAGGGUCGGCGGCUGGACUGGGGCCGCUGGGCCAUCACCUGCAAUGACCCGGAGUUCAAGGGGCAGGGCAACCCCGACACGGGUGACGACUACGGUGCCGCGCCCGACCUCGACCACGCCAACCCCGAGCUGCGGGCUGCGCUGGUGGACUGGUUGGGCUGGCUGCAGCGCGACAUCGGCUUCGAGGGCUGGAGGCUGGACUUUGCGCGCGGCUACGGCGCCCAGUUCGUGACGCAGUACGUGGACGCCACGGUGGGCGCCGACAGCCUCAACGUGGGCGAGUACUGGGUGGACCUGGUGUGGGCCGGCAGCGACCUCGAGUACAACCAGGACGCGGCGAGGCAGAGGCUGUGCGACUGGAUCAAGGGCAACGGCGAGCGCUGCUGCGCCUUUGACUUCCCCACCAAGGGGCUGCUGCAGGAGGCGGUCAAGCGGGCGCAGUACGACCGACUGAGGGACCGGCAGGGCAAGGCGCCGGGGCUGGUGGGCUGGUGGCCGGGUAAGGCGGUAACUUUCAUUGAGAACCACGACACGGGCAGCACGCAGCAGCACUGGCCCUUCCCCUCCAGCCACGUCAGCCUGGGCUACGCCUACAUCCUCACACACCCGGGCGUGCCCUGUGUGUUUUGGGACCACCUGUUUGACUGGGGCGAGGACGUGCGCAAGGCCAUCACCGGCCUGGUGGCGCUGAGGCGGCGCGCCGGCCUGCACUCCGAGAGCAAGCUGGAGAUCCUGGCGGCGGAGCCCGACAUGUACGUGGCGCGCGUCGGAGAGAAGGUGACUGUGAAGCUGGGUCCGCGCUAUGACAUGGGCAACCUGCUACCCAAGGAGGCCGAGGGCUGGAAGUUCGUGAUGAGCGGCAAGGACUGGGCGGUGUGGGAGAAGACCAACUGACCGCGUCGCCGGCCAGCCGCAAGCACUGAUGAGGAGCAGCAGCGGCAGCAGCAGCGGCGGCAGGAGCUGCAGCGGCAGCAGCGGCGGCAGGAGCUGCAGCGGCAGCAGCAGCCAGCGCCCCGGGCGCCCUGUGGCCUGUCGCGGAUGUGGCUGGGCGUGGGGACGUGCGGCGCAUGGCAAUGGCCGAGUACCUGCGGCGGCGUGCCUCCCUCCGGCGAUGAACGAGUAUGUGAUUUUGAUAGGCCGGGGCAUGCGGCACAACGAGAAAGCUUUUGCAACGCUGAUAUUUAAGUUGACUUCUUUCUCGUGGUAGGCUAUGCCCUGCGCUUGGAUUGCUGAGCAUGCCAUCAUUGGCUUUCAUGAUUGUCUUGUGAACGUGCAUUCACGGUGGCUAGGUGGACAGGAUAGGAUUAUUUCAUGUGAACAUGGCAUAAUGCAAGCAUGCGAUGCGUGUGCGUGUCUUGAUUUGCGCCAAGGGCGGGGGAGGUGGACUUGCAUUGGCACAUGUGCAGGGUGUGGCCGGUGGGACAGCCGGACAAACGAGCGCUUACAGCGUUAUGGAGUACACACCACAAAAUCAAUGGGCCGCACGUCGUGUUCGUGCCCAUAACCUUUUUGCAUCUGUACAUCACCAAUUACCAUCCGUACAUGGAUGUAAUGUUGGUAACAGAUGCAACCGUUGUGCGUUUGUUGCAAACAUGUAUGCACACCGCUGGCGGGGCGCGGGGAAUUAUUGGCCUUAGGUGCUCCAGCCGCGUGUGUUUUGUGUUUGUGUGCAUGUGCGUGUACGCUGCGUGGAGGCAAUUAUCUCUGGUGCUGGAUAAGGAAAGGAGACGCGUGAAGUUUGACGCGUUUUGAAGGCGGGUUAGGGCUGCACUUGCAGCCAUCACGGCGGGCGGUGUGGCAUGGCGUCUGUGCGGCACGCGGUGGCAUGGCGCUGGUGCAGGAUACCUUUUGGCGCAACCACAUCAGCGAGCAUUAUCUUGGCCGCCGCGCAGGCGGGCGUGGGCAUGUGUGUGAGAGCGCCCACCAACUACAUCAUCCCGCCCUUGAAGCGGACCGGGAGCACCAUCGACAUCAUGUUCGCUUGUGCGUGUUGCGUUUCUUCAAGCACGUCAACACCAGCUCUGGGCAGCAGCCGGAAGAGGACGAUGCGUGGAACCGCGCACAUCAGUGAAUGCCUGGUGUCCAGAGGCGCAUUGAGGGCUUACAAUCGGUGUGCGCCAUCCGUCCGUCGGUGUAAAAAUGUUGUGCG
Messenger RNA from Chlamydomonas reinhardtii, 3265 nucleotides. RefSeq lists its product as uncharacterized. Gene Ontology annotation, molecular function: alpha-amylase activity; calcium ion binding. Lineage: Eukaryota; Viridiplantae; Chlorophyta; Chlorophyceae; Chlamydomonadales; Chlamydomonadaceae. The transcript has 12 exons. Bases 793 to 2010 code for a protein of 405 amino acids. Gene Ontology annotation, biological process: carbohydrate metabolic process. The record is from RefSeq and is a predicted model, not a curated record.